Molecule: messenger RNA, 3633 nt
Organism: Gadus macrocephalus (Pacific cod)
Lineage: Eukaryota; Metazoa; Chordata; Actinopteri; Gadiformes; Gadidae
Product: E3 ubiquitin/ISG15 ligase TRIM25-like
Exons: 9
Coding region: 76-2277 (733 amino acids)
Molecular function (GO): protein binding; zinc ion binding
Source: RefSeq, a predicted model, not a curated record
CUCUGUAGACGGAAUUUCUCACACACCCCUUGCACACUGUAGGCCUACACGUCCGUUGACGGAGAGGGCCGUGAGAUGGACGACUGCCCUCAAUACCGGACCCACCUCGCCGUCAAGCUGGAGCUCCAGAAACACACAGCCCUCGGUACCCCCAUGGCAGAAAAAAAUAAAAAAGAUAUGGAAGAAGAGCUCACCUGCAGCAUUUGCCUCUCUCUCUUCGAGAUGCCGGUGACGAUUUCAUGCGGACACAACUUCUGUCACGACUGUCUUACCUCCAGCUGGAAGGAGAGUUAUGACUGCCCUCAAUGUCGGGCCCACUUCCCCACCAGGCCAGAGCUCAAGAAGAACACGGUACUCAGUACUGUGGUGGAAAAGUUCAAAAACUGCUCCAGUAUGACCGAGUUCGGAUUUGAGAAGGAGGAGGAAGCCGUCAAAAGGCCCAUCGUGAUGUGCGAUACGUGUAUGUCCUCCGAAGCGGCCAAGACCUGCCUCACCUGCAUGGCGUCGUUCUGCCUCGAGCACGUUCGGCCCCACCACGACAACCCGAACUACCGCGCGCACCAGCUCAGAGAGCCGCUCGCGGACAUGAGCGAGCGUGUCUGCCCCGACCACCACAAGCUGAUGGAGUUCUUCUGCGUCGAACACAGCCGCUGCAUCUGCAAACUCUGCCUGCAGCAGGUCCACAAAGGAUGCACCCUCAAGACUCCCGAUAACCAAAAGGCUCUGAAAGAGUCUGAUUUGAAAUCCAAAUUGUUGUUCCUGGAUUCAAAGAUUGAAAAGACCGAGGCUGUAAUUUCCCAGAUGACAGUGGACCAGAACAAGUUAAAGGAAUCUGUGACCAGCAGGAAGAAGAUCCUGGAGGCCGAGUACCAGCAGAUCCGAGAGAUGCUGGACAAAGAGGAGCGUGAAGCCAUGAACACAGUGGACCGCCAGCUGCAGAGUGGAGAGGACAAGUACAAUAAGGUCACAAAGAGGUUCUCCCAGAAUAUCCAGGAGAUGGACAAUGCCAAACGCGGCAUCAGCGAUCUGCUGAGUCAGUCAGCCACCCUAGCCUUUCUGCAGGAUUCUUCAGUGGACCUGCCUUCUGUUGUCAAUGCUGAGUGCAAGACUCCUCGGGUAAAUCUGGACACCACAGACGUGAUUGGCGCCCAGACGUUCGUCGUUGUCUUCAAGGAUUAUCUGUGUGACCUGUUGAAACAACCUGUUGAGAAGAGACUAACGAUACUGAAACCAGGGACCUUCCAGGGUGCCGGGCACUUCCAGGGUACCGGGCUCAUCCAGGGUCCCGGGCCCUUCCAGGGUCCCGGGCCCUUCCAGGGUCCAAGGCCGUUCCAGGGUCCAAGGCAGUUCCAGGGUCCAAGGCAGUUCCAGGGUCCAAGGCAGUUCCAGGGUCCCGGGCACUUCCAGGGUCCCGGGCACUUCCAGGGUCCCGGGCACUUCCAGGGUCCCGGGCACUUCCAGGGUCAACCAGGUGUCCACCCUGGUCCAGCACCCUGCUCGGUUCCAAGGCUCCCAGGACCCAGGGGCAGACAUCCGCGGAAACCCGCCCAGGGUCAAAAAGAAAAGGGUGAGACGAAGAUGAGGGCAGCAUGCUCCGUGGAGAACCUUCUGAAUGUAAACAAGAGAGAUCAAUCCAGAGGCCGGACACCUGAACGGAAACCAACAGAGGAUCAAGAUUCUUUGAACGUCCCGCCGACCAUUACCUCCCUCGUAGACAGACACGAGCUUCUCAAAUACGCCACGGUGCUCACCUUGGAUCCAAAGACGGCCCACAGACGUGUGAAGCUGAGCGACGACCUGACCGAGGCCUCAGUGAUGGACGAGCCAGCGAACUACCCCGACGGCCCUGCGCGGUUCUCAUUCUGCUCCCAGGUGCUGACCUCCGAGAGUUUCUCCAAAGGACGCCACUACUGGGAAGUGAAGAUGAGCAGCAACAACUUCGUGGCCAUAGGGCUCGCUUACAAGAGCAUGGAUCGCAAAGGCCCCACCACCAGUCGCUUGGGCCGUAACGACCAGUCCUGGUGCGUGGAGUGGUUCAGCCUGAAGCUGUCCGCCUGGCACGCCAACAGCGAGACGGUGCUGGAGAGUCUCAGUGCCACUGCCAACCGCAUUGGCGUGCUGGUUGAUUGUGAUGAGGGAACGGCCACGUUCUACAGCAUUGGUGAGAAGGCGAAUCCCUUCCACACUUUUGUGUUUCCUUUCACCCAAGCCGUGUAUCCGGCCUUCUGGAUCUUCUCAAACACGUCUUCCAUCGCCUUGUGCAAGCUGUCUGGCUGAGGGGUGGCUAUGCAUACAUUGGCUUUGUGACAUUGUAUGAUCUAUAUUUACCCUUUUCUUGAUACACGGGGACAACGCUUAUUUACUUGAACCAUCCAGAUUAUUUGACCGCUAAAACAACUGAACACUUGUUCUACUCUUCAAUCACUAAAGGUCUUAUGAUUAAUAGAGUUCAAAUGUGUUGUGAAAAGUAAAACACGGUCUUAAAUCUGAUACGUGAGACUGAAUUGUAUGUUAUACACGGGCCGUUUUACAUUCUUUCACUUCAAAUGUGUUUUGACCAAUCAUGUUCCUCCUGGAGCGGAGAAGUCGCAACUGGAACCAACCUGACAGGCUGAAGCACAGAAAAUGUGACAUGGCUCCCCAUCGAUUGGAAGUGACAGAUAACAAUCAAGAAAGUUAUACGUCUGUCGAUUAUGCUGUCAUGGCUUCGACUUUCACAAAAGAAAAUACAUGAAUCACUGCUAGGUGAAAACUCUGACGUGCGCCCAGACUCACCUCUGACUCUUUAAAACGUGACCUGUAGGUAUUAGUGACGGUGCCAAGGUGGUGGGCACCAAUGGCAGGACUCUUAUACUGUGCUAUCCCCAUAGUGUUGCUGCAAUAUCAUUAUCCUGUUACCUGUAUGAAGACAAGUGUAUAUCCUGACCGGCCAUCAACAUCCUUAGACAAAGUGUAAAGGGUUAAAGUCCAACCUGUGUGGGAAACUGGCCACAGUAGAAAUACAUUCUGUUAUAUUCUGAACCCUCCAUCUUGCCACGCUCUAAUGAGUUUCUCUCUGAAUCUGGAAGAAAUCUGGACGAAUGUUCAGCAAUAGCAUUGUCAAAUAUCUAGAUCAGAGAUUACAUUCAUUUUAAUCCCAAUGUUAAAGUAACAUGUCUUGGGUUUUCGAUUUUAGUGGAAUGCCGUACAUUAUGUUCAAUGGCAUCAAUGACGAUCAGAAGUGUUGGGAACCUUCACUCUCUUUCGAAUGCUUCAAAUCGGUUGAUUCUUUAUGAAGCAAUAAGUAAUGAGAGGCUGUGAUUUAUGACUGGCUAGGGGGCGUUAUGCACGACGUCAACUGUUACAUUAAAUUUGAUUUUGUCCUACAUUUAUUUUGAUAAAUGUAUACCUUGUUGGGAUUUGUACCAUGCAUCAUAAAACUUAUCACGGUCCUUGUCUGUGACAUUCGUCUACUGUCUCGGGUCUGUGAUGCAUGUAUGUGUUCUUGUUUUAACUGUGACUGCGACUUUUCUGUGUACGUGUCUACUAUUCUGUACUCUAAAUCCGUAAGGCCUGAAGACAACUCUUCCAUCCCUUAAACUAAAUUUAAACAUGCUUCAUGUAUCUGAAUAAAAAAAUAAAUCUCUAAUAGUG